AUGAGCCAUACUAAGGUACCAGAGUUUGUAGGACUUCCUCAGGCCGACUGGGUAAAGCCGCACAUUACGAAAAAGGAUACAGGAGGAAAGGAUAUUAAGAGAGACAAUAUUACGGAACUGAACUUGACCAUAAUCUCAUGGAUCUACAAUUACAAUCAAGGCUACAUUGAUUACAUACUCCUUGAGAUGUUCCGAGAGGACUUUAACGAAUGGGUUCCUGACACAUUCGCCAUGGUCUAUCAACCCAUCCUCAGAAGGCUUAAGAUGUUCCUCAUUUUCAGAGGGAUAUACGUAGGAUGCGAGAACGACAAACGGGCGACCAUCGCGCAGCAGCUGGCAGCAUUGCUCGAUGAUGAUGUCGAUGACUUGCCUAAGUGGCCAAAGCGCGAACUCGACCAGAUAAUUGGAUACGGCGUGGAAUCCCAGUCACUCGUCUUCAACAGAGGCAAACGGAGUGCAGCUAGCGCGACAGACAACGUUAAAAGAGAUAAAAAUAUCAAUUAUAUUGCGGAUCAAGGCAAUAGCAGCGACGAUUCUGAUAACGAGAGCGACAGCAUCAGGAAGGAACCUAAGGGAGAGAAAAAGAAAAGAGGCAGCAAGAGGGCCGAUUCGGACAGUGACUCUGGGAAGACAUACAUCCCGGACUGGGAAAAAGGAACAAUUACUGAAGGUACCAGUAUUUCGAGAGCGCUGAUGGAUCUCGGCAAGUUGUAUGUCAACCCUCAGAAUGCGUUCUCGACGAUGCUGCGAGACGCCGCCCACGACUACUACUUCAGGCACCUUACUGAGCACCUUAACGACCUGACUUUCGAUGAGAUGGUCCACAAAACGAAGGAAAGGUUUCACACGAAGACAGAAGAGCAGAAUUACCUGACUGAAUGGCGAGCUCUCACCCUUCUCAAGGUUAUUAGGGACAAUCCCGAAAAGAACACCCUCCAAUGUCUUGACCUGGUUAUUGAAAAACUCCAAAAGAUCUACGAAGCUCUCGGAUGUAACUAUGGUCACAAAAGCCACAGCCUCGCUGGACAGCUGUACGCUGCAUGUCAAGGCGUAUCAGCCUGCGCACAAACACUCAUCCACCCCCACGAAGGAUUCGAGAAUGCCUGCGCUGAGCUACGGUCUACUGUCAAGAUCCAUAUGGACUGUGCACCACGGAAUCCAGAGCAAUUUCAUCAGGAAGCAGAAUACGACAAUGACGAAGAUAACAAUGGACAGUACUUUGUCGACCGCAGGUACAGAGAAAGAGGAGGCCACAAAAGAGGGAGAUUUCAAGGAAGAGGUGGCCGAGGAAGUUUUAGGGGAGGUGGAUUUCAUGGUGGAUUCGGCAGCAAUAACGAGCGCCAAAAGAUCUGCUUCGUGUGUAAAAAGGCUGAAUGCUGGUCCACUCGGCACACACCAAGCGAACGUCAGGGACGGAUCAAGAGCUGGCGGGCGUAUAUGGCGGAGAACGAACUCCCGAACGACAACAAUACCCUGGUGUGA
Messenger RNA from Blumeria graminis f. sp. triticale, 1482 nucleotides. The record is from the annotation of a GenBank genome assembly. Lineage: Eukaryota; Fungi; Ascomycota; Leotiomycetes; Helotiales; Erysiphaceae.